AUGGAUCUUGUUCCUUUUAUCUAUUUUGAGAAGCAACAACAAGAUAAUUUGUGCGCACAGCACGCAUUAAAUGUGUUACUGCAAGGCAACUACUUUACUGCUGUGGAUCUGGCAGAGAUUGGCCAGAACCUUGACAAGCAAGAGCAACUUGUAGGCGGCAGAAAGAGUGGCAGCGAAAGUCAAAAUUACGAUGAUUCUGGGUAUUUCUCAAUUCAGGUACUUCAAAAAGCACUCGAGAUUUGGAAUUUAGAGUUGGUACCUUGGAGAUCAAAAGAGAUGGACGAAGCUAGAAAGACGCCUACACAGCAAACCGCCUACAUUUGCAAUCUACGAAAUCAUUGGUUUACCCUACGCAAAUUCUCUGAAACUUAUCGCUGGUACAACUUGGACUCCACACAACCAGCACCUACCUACUUGGGAGAGGAUUACCUAGCAUUGAUGCUGCAUCAGAUUGAGUGCGAAGGGUAUUCCAUCUUUGCUGUCAAUGGUGCACUACCGCAAUCUGAAGGAGACAGAAAAGCAAAGGCAUUUUUGAAACCUCAAGGAGAGGGUAAAGUGGAAGGCAAGCCUUUGCCUGAUGUGAUUCCAUUUUCAGGACAAGGAUACUCUUUAGCAUCGUCAUCAUCCCUUGCCACAGAGCAACCAGCAGAAGAUGAAGAAACGGUACUUGCAAGAGCGAUCCAAGCAAGUAUGGAGAGCAAUAAACCUUCUGUCAAGGAUGACAUGGAUGAAAUCAGAAGAAGAAGAUUAGCUCGAUUUGGAGGACAAUAA
This is a messenger RNA of Mucor velutinosus, 771 nucleotides long. RefSeq lists its product as uncharacterized. The transcript is spliced from 4 exons. Bases 1 to 771 code for a protein of 256 amino acids. Gene Ontology annotation, molecular function: cysteine-type deubiquitinase activity. Gene Ontology annotation, cellular component: nucleus. Lineage: Eukaryota; Fungi; Mucoromycota; Mucoromycetes; Mucorales; Mucoraceae. The record is from RefSeq and is a predicted model, not a curated record. Gene Ontology annotation, biological process: protein deubiquitination.